GACCAGAAUUCUUCGUUUCGUAUCCUUGCAACAAGUGUUUCCUAAUCGAUACUUGGACUAAAUUCAGAGCAUUGCUCGCAGUGCACUUUAAAUAAUAGAAACUUAUACUUAUUAAACAUUAUAAUACUUUCGUUUAUGACUUUUUAAAUACCAGUACAUUCAGUUGGUCGAAGACUAAGAAGCAGAAACAGAUAAAAGUACAUAUCAGCUAUUGUCCUCUUUAAUGGAGACUAUGGGAAGCGUCGCCGCUAUGUACUAGUAAUUCGCGAACAACAGGUGCUUGACGCAGGAGUAGGAUAUUUGUCGCAAAGAAUGACAGAGAAAGAGCGGAGCCGUUUGUUGGUUUACAAACGCUCGACGCAAAUCAACAUUAUCCUUAAAAAGAAAGCCAUUGCAAAUCGAGGGAUUCGAGUUCGAGGUUCGUAAUCCCUGACGAGAUAGGGUACGACAAUAAUAUCGUCCUGUUGAUAACGGGAUCCACGAGGGGCUCCGGGUGUUUCUCUAUUAUUGUAGGUGGUAUUAUUUCGUUCCCUCUCCGCGUCUUCCGCGUUCCCCUCUAGCGAUGGGAUCGAUCCUUUACUUGCGAGUGUUCGAUACCUAAACAAUUCGUCCUAACGUUUAUUUUGAUACCGCAGCUUACGAUUAUACGUUCAUACAAUACUUGAAAGCAUUUCGGAUUGAUUCGUGCGCUUGUUUACAAUAUCACGGCGACGCUAUUCUUACUAUUUGCAAUGCAGUGCGCGCUGGUAGUAACAGUGUAUGGCACGCGGUUUACACCUAUGUAUAUCACCGAAGAAAAAUCAUGUUUUUUAUUUUUUGGUAGCUAGGCAUCUUUGAAAUCUGCCGUUCGGAUCCGGAGUAUAAGAUACUCGACAGCGUUUGAACUUUGACCGUCGCUACUAUCGCGUUGUCGCGUUGCUGGCUAAUUAUCAUUUCAGAUCUACCUACGCAUUCUCGCACGCUGCAAUGUUACAACAAAUGCGAUACACCGGGCAUUGCAGCUGGCGCAAUCGUGGAAAUACGAAUCGCGGCCGGAUGAUAUAGCGACAUUUCGCACCAUAUUUCACAGUCCCGAGAAAACUGGCCGUUUCAAGGUCUCGGUAUCACGAGGGUAUUGGUCCCAUCGCUAUUCACCGUCUUUCGUCGCCUGGCACCCGGCAUGUGCGCGGCGCGGCGCAAUCGAUUCCAAAGCCAACGCAUGCCCUCCGCCUUGGUUUCUGCCCGUGGAAGAGUACUCGGUGCUCGGACUCAGUCGGUGGCACUGGUGCGGUACAACGGGACGCUUACGGAGGGACAUGGUCUAAAAGUCAGCCGCGAGCGAGCGUACAAACCCGAACAGACAAAGCCGUUGCGGGCCAUUCGGUGACAUCGAGGGCAGGAUGUAUUGAAAUCGAAGCAGAUCGAACGUGUCACGCCCAGGAACAUCUAUGGGCCGUAAACGGUGGUGGCGCGGAGGCUUGGAGCUGCUGGUGCUCUUUAUCCUCCAUCACGUUAUUCUGGGCGACGGUCAUGUCGGGUGUUUGUUCAGCAAAAAUCUCUGCAAUCCCCAGACGGAAACUUGCUACAACGACCUGGCAUUCGGUAAAUGUUUGCCUCUGUACGUUGAUCUGAACGACGAAGAUUACUAUCGGUAUGACUUCAACGUUGAUGAAUUGGAGCUGCUAAGACUACAGUUAGAGAGGCUGGAAACCGAUGGAUACAAGUGGUCGGAUCCCUACACGCAAUGUAUUAUGAAAACAUCCUUAUACAAUUUACGUCACGGAGAAAAUUACGAUCUUAGGCUGUGCCAGCAUCUCAUGCAACGUACGCGUCACGAGAACGACAACGUGUUCGACCAGGCUAGAGUACCAACAAUAGCCAUAGUGAAAUUCACGCCCAACAAUGGCAACUCCGGAAAUCAAUUCGCCAAAGAGCUCUACUAUCCUCCCGGGACUCAAAACCAGUACGUCCGCGACAGGUUCUACAACGACCAACUCUCGCGAUCAGCGUACGACGAACAACCGAAGGAAUCCACAUCACGAUUCUACAAACCGAGCUACGCUUCGAAUCCUUACAACGAAUACGCGUCUUUAACCAACGAGCAGGAUUACGACUCGCGCGAGAACAAAUUGAGGAAGAAGCCCUCGACCUUCGACGGGAUCGAAGAAAGGCUCUAUCGAACCAGGCGACAACCUUACGAUACGCGAGACUACAACGACGAUGUCCUCGAGACGAUAAAAAACGUUUUAAACCAGGACGUUGAACCCAAGGCCACGGACGACAGGGAUCCAAGCACGUUAGACAACCUACCCGUCAACGAGUUGGAGUUUCUAAUAAACGAGAAACCACCCAACGGUGAUUCCGCUAAGGAAUCGGAGGACCUGGACGUCGAAUACGAGAAGGCAUUCUCCAGGAAGUACAAGCAUCCGAGGAAAUUCACCGAGCUUUUGGACAAAGAUGAAUUUCUGCUGGACAAUGCGAAACGUAAUUCUCAGAAUGACGAUUACGAGAUCGAUUACUACGACGACGCUACCGACCAAAUCGAAUUACCACAAAAGGACACCUCUUCGUUGGAGAACGCUAUGUAUACGGAAGGAGGUCUCGUCCAAACGAUCGAUGAUAAAUCUGACGCUGAUAUAGAUGAGAGCACGUACGACACUCUGUUCGGCGACGACCUAAGCGAAUUACUCUGGAGCCAAGAAUUAGCUGGCUUCAAGAGACGGGAACGCUUGGAUGUUAAGAAACCAGGACCACCUUUCUCGACGAACAACUACGCGUUCAAAACUCCAUCCCCAUCCGCUGCGGAUAACGAACAGGAAGGUUCUUACUCGAACGAAUCCGAGGAAAAUAACGAAGUACUGCUGGGUCCAUUUGUAAAAAAGGAAAUAGGAACUGAACUUGAAGUGGAUAGUUCUCCAAGAUCGUACAACAACGUCGAUUUAGAUCACGUUUACAUGGAGUUUCGUCAACCCUUUCAUACGUGGUCCGAAGGCGAACAUGUAGUCACAAAGGUGGGUACGCUACUAGGACUCUCAGCGGGAACAUUGAAAGAUAUUCGAGUUGGUCGCGCGGAAGUAACAUUCAAAGUCGUGAAAAAUAAUAAAAAUUAUAACGCUACCGAUGUGGUCGACAACAUAGAUGAUAUACGUGGCAAGUUGCAGGAAACUCUGGGUGUUGAAGUGAUUCGUGCAGGCAUAGGUGACAAGGCUAAAUUACCUGCAACGUUAGAAGUGGCCAGAACUGAAAUGAGUUCGAGCAUGUUUGGUGCAGUUGUGGCUGCAGGGGUUGCAGCGGCAGCUGCAGCUGCAGCGGUGACGUUGAUAAUUGCCCGUCGUCACGCCAAGUCUCGAGCCAAGCUGGCAGGAUUGUCUACUCCCGAUCCAGAAGCUUCCAAGGACUAUCAGGACUUGUGCAGAGCGAGGAUGCAAGCAAAGCAGCCGACGGAUAAACCGGAAUCGCCGCGUAUCACCAACUUGAGUCGCGAAAGUGAAUCGAAUAAUUUGCCUUCGAAUCGUUCUAGCACGUCAUCGUGGGGAGAGGAAGCAGCUCUUUCGAAUAUGGACAUAUCAACUGGAAAAAUGGUUCUUAGCUAUAUGGAGGAUCACUUGAAAAAUAAAGAUCGAUUGGACGAAGAAUGGACAGCGUUGUGCGCGUACGAAGCGGAUCCUUGCUCCGCCGAAAUCGCCGAAAGCGAGACGAACAUUAAACGCAAUCGUCCUGGCGCGCCGCUUCCUUACGAUCAUUCCCGGGUGAUAUUGAACGAUCUCGCUAACGCCAAUAAUUCUGACUAUAUUAACGCCUCCACGAUCACGGAUCACGAUCCUCGAAAUCCAGCUUACAUCGCUACCCAAGGACCGUUGCCCCAUACGACAGCAGAUUUCUGGCAGCUUGUUUGGGAACAAGGCAGCGUCGUAAUCGUGAUGCUAACUAGAUUAACCGAGGAGGGUGUUGCAAUGUGUCAUCGCUACUGGCCUGAGGAGGGAUCGGAAUUGUACCACAUUUACGAGGUGCACCUCGUUUCUGAGCAUUUCUGGUGCGACGACUACUUGGUGCGCUCUUUCUACCUGAAGAAUCUACGUACCGGCGAGACGCGAACAGUAACGCAAUUCCAUUUCCUGUCCUGGCCUGAAAACGGCGUGCCAUACUCGACCAAGGCUCUCCUGGAAUUCCGUCGGAAAAUCAACAAGUCGUACAAAGGCAGAUCGUGUCCCAUAGUUGUGCACUGCAGUGAUGGGGUCGGUCGUACCGGAACGUAUUGUUUGAUCGACAUGGUAUUGAACCGUAUGAUGAAAGGAACCAAGGAAAUUGAUAUCGCAGCUACUCUAGAACAUAUAAGAGAUCAAAGGCCCGAUAUGGUUGCAACAAAACAACAAUUCAAGUUUGUCCUCAUGGCCGUAGCUGAAGAAGUGCAUGCUAUUCUCAAAGCUUUGCCCGCACCUCCUACAGAGAAAUCUCUCACGGGAAAUAACUCUUCGACGAAAGAAGGCCAGUAAGAUCCGAACUAAAUUCCAAAUUGCAGUCGCGGCGAGCAAAGAUAGAGUAUUAAUUGCAGUCUAUAUAGAAGAAUGAAGAAUGGCCAAAUAUUUCUAGUCAAUCAUCUAAGAGUAUAAAAUCAUUGAUAACGAUUUGUUCUUCAUAAUUUCUUGCUUUAAAAUCUGUUUGACAUGUAGCAAAAUCACACGAGCUUUGCUUCGAUUAUGCUUUAUUCGAAAAGAUUAAAUUACCGUAUCUAUGAGUUUGAUUACGUAAUUCUGCUGAAAUAUUUAUACCAUGCGUAACGAUACAAAUAGUAUGUACAAAUUACAUCGUUGAGUGAUUACUCGAAGUAGCAAUAUCGAUCUGUAACGUUUAUUGCGUAUCUCAUUUGACUACGGCCUACUUGAAUAAUCAGGUACAAGCAUACGGAUUCGAACGACUGAGCUAUGCAGCUGUUGGAAUUUUAAGUACUGGCUCACAAUGGAAUCAUUUGUACUGUGUAUUCAUGUAAAAUUGUCCUCUAAAAUAAUCCUUGUAGUAAUCAAUUUUAUCGGAUACUAAAAUUAUUUGGUACGAUACCGAACGCUUACCACCGAUUAUGUAGCUCAGUCUUUAUGUCGUUCUUCCUUCCUUCAUUUUUAUAAAGUAUCAUUUAAGUAAAUUUGAAAUUACGUUACUUCCUCUAAUAGAUAACUUCACUAACGUGCUUUAUCGUAGCUUUAAAAAGAUAUCAAAAUAUAUUGCAAAAUAAUUAAUAGUUUUAUCUGCUGUCAAUUCUAUCAAGUGUACACAACGUCGACUUUCGCAUUGAUUAAGUUGAAUAUUUUUAAUUUUCCCAUCUAUCGGAUUUCCAUGUCUGCUUACUUUUAACUCACGUUCUCAUGGGCAAAUAUCGAAAGACUUCGUAUAGAAUACUGAAACAAAAUUUUGAUUUUAGAAACGCGAGUAUCGAAGUCACAGUUUUAUAGAUUGAAAUCAGAAUUUUUAUACUAUUGUUAAACAUUCUAAAGAGUAUGGUUUCCACUGCAUGACUACGACUGUUAUUUCCGGAGAAUGAAAUUUUAUUCAACGUUACUCAGAAAAUUGUACUUGGAAGGUUGCAUUAAGGCACAGUUUAUCAGUCUUUUUUUCUACGCGUACGGGAAAGUAUGAUCGAGCUGCACAAUAUCAAUGGACGUUUAUAUUUAAGUAUCAUCAUUACCAAAAAAAUUAUAAGAAUAAUGUUUUAUCGGUGUGAUAUAUGAAUUAUUGUAUGACCACGUAAUGUAAACUUAAUGUCCUAAAUAUCAUGUGGAAGCGUUAACGAACAAGCUAUCCGAACGAAAUGUUUAAUCAUUAUAUUGUGAUAAUGAUGUUAGGUGGUAUGUAAAAGAAAAUAUAAGCAUACGUGUUUGCAAAAAUUGUCGCGUCGAUACGGCAAAUUAUAAAUGGAAAAGUUGUCUUUGCUUUAACUUGCGGCCCUGUUGGUCCUGUAGAUCCAGCCUCCCACAGGAUAAACAGGUUCCAUUCGAGGUUCUUUCCUUCUCAUUGUGCAGUACGAUUACUGUCAAUUAAUGUUCUUGUUCGUGUCUUAUAUUUCCAUGUAAUUCUUCCUUUAUAUUAAAUUAAGAUUCGUAAGACAAUUACUUCCGUUCUGUACGGCAAAUCAUAAAUUGAAUUUAAAGUACCAAUGAGUUACGUUAAACAGUAUUUAAAAUAAGAAAAUUUACAAUUACUCUAAAUAUAGAGAUACUAAUAUAUUAGUUGUGAUAAUUUACGUUUUGUAUAUUGCAAGUUGCUUUGAGCGAACUGGUAAGUUUUGAACGAGCUUUUACUUGAUACGAACGAAUAUACUGUGAACGCAAAGUGAAAGUUUGCUUGACCAAAAAAUAAGUUUCGUUAUACUUUUUUUAGCACAGAUUCAUAUAACAGAUUCUAUAUUUUUAUGCAAAGGAAUGAGUCUAUAUAAAAUGAAAUAAUAUAGUUAUAUAAAUCUAUACUAUGUUAAUCAAAGUGUAAUACUAUAUGUGUUAUAAUAUAAAUAAAUCACUCUAUGUUCAAAUCAACAGAA
Hylaeus volcanicus is the source of this 6505-nucleotide messenger RNA. It is a transcript of the gene IA-2, whose product is annotated as receptor-type tyrosine-protein phosphatase N2. Gene Ontology annotation, cellular component: secretory granule. Gene Ontology annotation, biological process: protein dephosphorylation. The transcript has 17 exons. Lineage: Eukaryota; Metazoa; Arthropoda; Insecta; Hymenoptera; Colletidae. The record is from RefSeq and is a predicted model, not a curated record. Gene Ontology annotation, molecular function: protein tyrosine phosphatase activity. The coding region runs from base 1428 to 4472 and encodes 1014 amino acids.